ACGGAGGCACGCCGGGCCCGGAGGGAGGCGUCUCGGGCCCCGAGCUUUGGGCUGGGCCUCGUGGCCGGCCCGGCUCCGACUCGCCCCGCGUCCCGGGGUGGCGGGCGUGGGGGGCCAGGGGGCUAGCGACGGUGUGGACAGGAAAAGACGAACUGAAGCCGGACCCCAAGGGGCACGGGCCGAGCGGCUGGUGCGGUCAUGGCGGACUACUGGAAGUCACAACCGAAGAAAUUCUGUGAUUACUGCAAGUGCUGGAUAGCGGACAAUAGGCCUAGUGUUGAAUUUCAUGAAAGAGGAAAGAAUCAUAAGGAAAAUGUGGCAAAGAGGAUCAGUGAGAUUAAACAGAAAAGCUUGGAUAAGGCAAAGGAAGAAGAAAAAGCAUCAAAGGAGUUUGCUGCAAUGGAGGCGGCUGCCCUGAAAGCAUACCAAGAAGAUUUGAAAAGGCUUGGCUUAAAGUCAGAUAUUUUGGAGGAAAGCGUAUCACCAGUAAGCAGCACUGCCCCACCUCCUCCUUCACCAAGUCAGCCAAAAGAAAAAAAGAAAAAGAAAAAAGACUCUUCAAAGGACCGAUGGAUAGAAGGCUUAACUUCUGAGGGUUACCAUUACUAUUAUGAUCUAACUACAGGAGCAACUCAGUGGGAGAAACCUGAAGAAUUUCAAGGAAGCCUAAAAAAGACAGCGUUGAAGACUGUUUGGGUUGAAGGAGUAAGUGAAGAUGGGUAUACCUAUUAUUAUAAUGCAGAAACAGGAGAAUCCAGAUGGGAAAAACCUGAUGAUUUUAUUCCACUAUCUGGCGGUUCACCUUCUAGUAAGGUCAACAAAAAGGCACAUGGCAGCCUAGAAGAUUCCAAAUCAUCAGAUUCACAUAGUGAUUCUGAUGGGGAAAAGGAAGCAGAGAAAGGAGAGGUCUCAACAGAAACACAAAAGCAGAAAAUAAAGUUUACGAUAAAAAAGAAAAGUAGUAAUGAUAAAGGAAAUGAAUCAGGAACACUAAAAGGUAGAAAAAGCCAGGAACAGAAUUCAUCCGUUUCUAAAGAAGAAAAGCCCAAAGUUCGUAAAAAGACAACUCCUACUCCAUAUGGACAAUGGCAAGAAAUUAAACAAGAAGCUGAGUCUCAAGAAGAGGUAGAUUUGGAACUUCCAAGCACUGAAAAUGAGUAUGUGUCAUCUUCAGAAAUAGAUACUGAUGGGGAACCCAAAGUGGUAUUUAAAGAAAAAACAGUCACCUCCCUUGGAGCCAUAGCAGAUGGAGUAGCCCCUGUCUUCAAGAAGAGAAGACUUGAAAAUGGGAAAUCUAGAAACUUAAGGCAACGAGGUGAUGAUCAAUAGUUGUGCAAGGACCUUUUGUAUGAUUUUGAACAGAAUGGAAACUAUACAUCUUAAAACCCCUGUGUUUGUUUCUGAAUACUUCUGUGCUUAAAAUUUUAGAUUUAUUCUAAAUGUAUUUUCUGUAAACUUAAAAUAAAUCUUUUUCAUGUGAAACUUAUUUUUCUUCCUAAAAUGGAAGGUCUGCCACCUGGCAUUGUAAUAUGAUAUAUUAUGUUCAAUGACUAAAAAUUGCUAAUUAUGUCUGAAAAAUAUGAUACUAUAUCUUUAAAAGUGGAAAAGCAAGGUUUUUAUUCUUAUUUGUAUGAGCAUACUUAUGUAGCACUGAAACUGAAUUAUUUCUGCCUAUUGAUAACUAAUGUUAUCUAAGAAAGAAGAAUCAGAGCACACGUGGGAAUAUUCCCACACAGUGUUUAUUAAUUUCUGAGGAUCUUAUUGGGAAUUUGAUAGAAUGUGGGCAUGUUGGUUUAUCUUACUCUGAUGAAAAGUUCAAGGACCAUGAACCAAAGGUAUUUCAAAGACAGUAGUAGGACCUAAUACAGAGGUGGGACCAAAGGUGGAAAUAGGUGUUUUUCUAGUUUAAGUUAAAGCUUAACAGUCCUCUUUCCCUCUUAGUUAUGUGCCCCAUAGCAUUAUAUGUACUAUGAAGAUUAUUUUUUUGGGGGGUAAGAUACUUUUUAAAGAGUUUAUUAAAAUAUAUACCAAUAGACGUAAACCAAAUUCAUAUUGGUUCUGUUAAGUGUUCCCUUAGACAAAUUGGAAUUUUCCUGUUUUCUGGUUAAAUUUCUGAAGUGGUGGAAUUUCCUUAUGUAAUAAUCUAUUUUGAGUUAGGUACCUUCCUUUAUUACUCCAAAUCCAUUAAAUUAUAUUUUUUAUAAAUUGUACAGUAUUCAACAUUUGGUAGUAGAUAUUUAUCUUUUUAAGGUUGCUAGUAUACUUGUAAGAAAAAGUUAGCUUAUUAAAAACUAUGUACAAAUGAAUUAAAUAUUGAGGUUAUUUUUUUUUCUUCUGACAUAAAUCAGAGACAACUUUUCAUUGGUGACAUAGUGUUUAGCAAUUCACCGUAAUGUUUUUUCAGUUUAUUUGACUAAUCCACUUGUCAUCUAUUAACCUGUGCAUUUCUACUCUCAGUUUAUAAGCUAACAAUAUGCUCCUGUUUUACCCACAUCUGGCUCCAGCAAAUAGGCAACUGAAGACAUUUUUAAAACUAUAACUCAUUAUAUAAAGUAUCUUACGUUUAAAUUGUCUCCCUUUCCUUUAAAAUAAUAGGUACUCUGAAAAGUUUGAACAUAGAUCUCUUUAAUAAUCUAAAACUAAUCUCUUUCUUUAUUCAUUUUGAGGAUGCACCUGGCAGUACUGGGGGAUCCAUUUGCGUGCCAGGGAUUGAACUCAUUUGGGAAGUGCACUUGGCAAGUGGCACUAUAUUAUUUCUGGCUCUCUUUCUGUUUUUUUUAAUUGAGGUAACAAUUGAUUUUUGUCAAUGGCAUUCAACCUCUCUAUACCUGUAGACCAGUGGUUGAAAAUGCAUGUGUGCAACACCCCCCCCCCCCCCAGAAACACAGGGGACCUGAGAGUUGGUAUUAGGGGUGUUGUUUUAGUGUUUUUUUUGAAUUUUAAUUCUUCCCAAAUUCUUGUGGGGUUUGUCGUUAUUGUUGUUAAGGCAACUAAUAACUAAUAGCUAGUUGCUCAGUGCUCAGAGGACACUCCCAGUGAUACUAUAUGCUCAGGACCAGCCUGUUGCUGGGAGCAAAUCCCAUGCAUCAUCUACAGCCCUUUAAGCCAUCUCUGACACCCUGGCCACAAAACAUACACUUUAAGUUGUCACACACUCCUGUACCACCAAAGAGGCAAAAUCCCUCCUCCACCCUCUUGACUCCCCACACUACCCUCUCUGUCCCCCGUGGACCCCCUGACACCCUUAAUUUUUCAGUCUAAACAUAACUUGACUAUAGAUUUGUCUCUUUGCUUUCUUUACACCUCAUAAAUGAGUGAAAUCAUCUUAUAAUUUGUCUCUUUCCAGCUUGCCAACUGACUUCACUUAGCUCCAUAUUGUCCUGCGAGAAUUGGCAAGAUUUCAUCUUUGUACUGAGAUGGUCUGCCAGAGUUGAGAUAUUUAUAUGAUUUAGGGGAAUCAUUGCAGCACACCACACCUAUUGCCAAAGUGCACAGGGCCCUCUCAGCCCACUCUCCCCAGUGUUAAUGAUCUCAUUUUGGUGGUUAUAGUCUAUAAAGAUUUGUUUUCAUUGGACACUAUUGCUUGGAAUUAUUUUUUUUAUGUACAACACGAGUAAAAUCAUACAGUAUUUGUCUUUCUCCUGACUUCCUUCACUCAGAAUGACCCUCCAGUCCUAUACAUAUUGUGGCAAGGUGCCAUCUUUUCCUGUAGCUGAAUAGUAGUAGUUCAUUGUGUGUAUGUAUAUGUGUGUGUGUGUGUGUGUGUGUGCAUGUACACAAUUUCUUUACUCAUUUUUUUUUUUUUUUUGGGUCACACCCGGCGAUGCACAGGGGUUACUCCUGGCUCUGCACUCAGGAAUUACCCCUGGCCGUGCUCAGGGGACCAUAUGGGAUGCUGGGAUUUGAACCCGGGUCGGCCGCGUGCAAGGCAAACGCCCUACCCGCUGUGCUAUCUCUCCAGCCCCUUUACUCAUCUUUUAUUGGGCACUUGUGUUUUUUUUCUUUCCCUUCAGUAUCGUGACUAUUGAGUAUAAUGAAUAAAGGUCUUCAUAUAUCUUUUUAGAUAUAUGAAGUGUUUUCAUAUUCUUCAGAAAGAUACCUAGGGAUGGAAGUGCAUGCAACUCUCCAGGUUUAACAUGCAGUGGGACUGUCAGUUACAUUUCUAUCAACACUGUAUGGAGGUUCCUUUUUCUCUUCACUCUUGUGAGUGCUUAUUUCUGGGGUACUUGUGCCACUUUCACAAGUUUGAUGUUAUUUUAAAUGGCAUUUCCCUCAUAACAAAUGGUAAGCAGUUUUUCAGAUGCCUUUUGGGCCAUCUGUGUUUUACUUUAGGUUGAGUGUAUCUUCAGCUCUUUCCCUAUUUUUUUCUUUUGGUGGUUGAUGUGUUUUGCAAAAUAUCUAUAUAUUUGUUACCAGUCUUUGUUGGAAGUAAAGAGGUAAAUAUUUUCUCCUAUCCUGUAGGAGAUUAGCCUUUUAGUUUCAGGGUUUUUGUAUUGAGUUUCUUAUUGUUCAGAAACUUCAAAUUGAUAAUCAUUUGUUUAUUUUUGCUUUUGUUUUCCUUGAUGUUCCAAUGGAAUCCCUGAAGACAUCCCUGAAGCCAGUAUUCUGAAGCAU
Messenger RNA from Sorex araneus (European shrew), 4614 nucleotides. RefSeq names its product WW domain binding protein 4 (gene WBP4). Gene Ontology annotation, cellular component: precatalytic spliceosome; nucleus. Gene Ontology annotation, biological process: mRNA splicing, via spliceosome. The transcript is spliced from 10 exons. The record is from RefSeq and is a predicted model, not a curated record. The coding region runs from base 199 to 1329 and encodes 376 amino acids. Lineage: Eukaryota; Metazoa; Chordata; Mammalia; Eulipotyphla; Soricidae. Gene Ontology annotation, molecular function: RNA binding; zinc ion binding; protein binding.